Messenger RNA from Trichogramma pretiosum, 2132 nucleotides. It is a transcript of the gene Tsp74F, whose product is annotated as CD82 antigen-like. Lineage: Eukaryota; Metazoa; Arthropoda; Insecta; Hymenoptera; Trichogrammatidae. The transcript has 8 exons. Gene Ontology annotation, cellular component: membrane. Bases 254 to 979 code for a protein of 241 amino acids. The record is from RefSeq and is a predicted model, not a curated record.
AACACGGCCCGAGCCAUAUGGCUGCGCAAAACGCGCGAAUCGCGCUCUGGCGGCGGUGGACUUUCAAGACUUUUAGCAGUUCGACUCGGCCAGGCUACGGAAUCGCAGCGUUCUCCUUCGCCACUGCUACCUGCCACGUGCGAGCGAUUGUACAUAUCAUUGUCGGCUGCACGAAUCUACUCCAAGACUUGAAUAGGCGCAUAUUCUAAACAGCUUGAAAUAAACCGCAAAUUGUGCUGAGAGCGCUUGAAAGAUGGGAUACCACACAGAACUGGGCGGCUGCGGUCGCUGCAUGAAGUACACCUUAUUCCUAGUGAAUUUCAUCAUAUUUAUCGGAGGUCUGUUGAUAACAGCCCUGGCGGUAUGGGCACUGGUCGACAAGGUGAACUACGUCACCGAGCUGACGAACAACAACAUGCUGACGGGCACGGUUUACGUAAUGCUCGUCGGCGGCAUCUUGACUGCCUUCAUCGCCUUCCUCGGCUGCUUUGGAGCUGCUCGCGAAAUUCGCUGUAUGCUUUUCACGUACUUCGUAGCGGUGCUCCUUCUUUUCAUCGCCAUUUUACUAGCUGGAAUAUUUGGCUACGUUUAUCGUGAAAAGUUCAUCGACACACUUGGCCAGCAAAUGCAGAACUCCUUGCGCCUCUACCGCGAAAAACCCGAGUAUACCGAAGCUUGGGACUUUGUUCAAUCGAGACUUCACUGCUGUGGGGUGCGCGGCUGGCGGGAUUGGUCCGGCUACUUCAACGAAGUACCCAUCAGUUGUUGUCGCUUGAUGACCGACGGCAGGCCGAUUGCCUGUAAUCGUUACGCCGACUCGAUCAACCAAUACAACUCUUAUACGGAGGGCUGCCUUCAACAGACCCAAAUGUUCUUGCAGAAACACGCGGCUAUUCUCGGAGGUGCUGGAAUCGCCGUGGCUUUCGUUAUGCUACUGGGCAUGAUACUGGCCAUAUCUCUAUUUAGGAUUAUACGCUAGUUGACCGGUAAGAUAUCGCCGAGUCAUUUGAGUUUGCCGACCGAUGCGACCACAGCUGCCGAUUCAGAAAAGAGAGAUGUCAGCUAGGCUUAAACACGAAUGAAGAAGAUUAUUGGCACACGAACGAUUCCGUCCAGCAGCAAGUCUAAAAUUUAUUUAACUAAGACAACGACAUUUUUGACCAAUAUUUUCGAUUUUUCGACGCAUCUGAUAUGCAGGUCUUCAGAGAAUAAAAACAAAGCCAUUUAACCGAUCUUAUACAUUGUAGUUAAUAUACAUAAACAAGUGAAUGUACUUUUUACAAGAUUAUUAUUAAUGUAAAAGUAUCUUGAACAAUUUAUGUAAAUUAUUGUAUAGAUAUAAGUUUUCAGCAAUUAAGAAAUAAUAUUUUUAAGAUUUUACGUUCAAAGCUAAAGAUUUUCGUAUAAAAAUGCAUGAUUUUCGUAAUAUUUACUUACCAUAUUGAAAUUACAUAAAUUCAAUUGUGAAAAAGUGCAAUAUAUACGAAAACUGGCGCGCAACCAUCGAGUACAAAUAUGUUUUGACAAAAAGUAACUCAAAUUGCAGUGUACGAAUAUUUACAGUAUUUUUUACGUUUAAACUGUCGAGCAAUAUAUUAUUGAUAUAUUAUCAUUACUUGUCUAUCGACCGUAGUAUUAGUAAAUUGUUCAAUGAGAAUCAAGUAACAUUUGAAACAUAAUUAGCUGUGUAUUAACAUAAACCUUUAAAUUGGCGUCUUUUAAUCGUUUUAUUUAUAGAUAGUUACCAUAUUAGUACGCUACUUGUAUCAUGCCAUUUAAAUACGAAUACUGAAAAUUUUAUCAUAAGAUCAUUUUGUAAGGUGAAUUAUUCUAUUAUAAAAUAUCAGUCAGUCAGUGAUUUUUUAAACAAAAAAUCUCAAAUAAAAGUAUUGAAAGUAUACCUAUAGAUGUCGUGCAUUUAAAAAUUUGAAACAUUUAAUCAGUAUCAUACGAUCUUCACUAUUGGUUGUAUCAUUAAUUUUGAAUGCAAUUUAAUGUUAAAAUUAUUAUUACAAAUUUUUUUAAUUCAGUAAAUGAUUUUAGUGAUAAAAAAAUUCUUUUAAAACUUUUAUAUGUACAUAAACGCACCAGAAUAAGAACUUGAAUAAAAUGCUUUUAUUAGACUUAUUGGA